CCGCCUGUCCCCUCUCUGCCUGCGCUGUCAAUGGCUUUCGGGACGUAUUUUAUUUGAAUGUCUGGACAAUACAAGUGACCAAUAAUGGAUAUUCUAUGGAUAUUAUGGACCAUACCGGCCGUAAUAGCUGUUGAAGAUUCAGGAGAGAGGCUCAGCUGGGCUAGGUCAGAUUUGGACACUAGAUGCAGAUGUGGGCGUGCAUUUCUUCUGGGCUUUUACGUGUAGGUUCAUCAUUCUUAGUCAUGAUCAGCACAUCAUCCCCUCCCUUUUACGGUUUGUCUGGAGAGAGACACUCAUGGACUCCACUACAGCCACAGCGGAGCUCGGCUGGACGGUCUACCCCGUGUCAGGGUCCAGUGACAAUAGCUGGGAGGAGGUGAGCGGUUAUGAUGAAAACAUGAACACCAUCCGGACGUACCAGGUCUGCAAUGUUUUCGACAACAAUCAGAACAACUGGGUACGGACAAAGUACAUCCGGCGUCGUGGUGCUCAGAGGAUCCACGUGGAGAUGAAGUUCUCUGUGAGGGACUGCAGUAGCAUUCCUAACGUGCCGGGCUCCUGUAAAGAGACGUUUAACCUCUAUUAUUAUGAAUCUGAUGCCGACACAGCCACCAGAAACUCCCCAGCUUGGAUGGAGAACCCCUGGAUCAAAGUUGACACCAUAGCAGCAGACGAGAGCUUCUCCCAGGUGGACCUCGGUGGUAGAGUGAUGAAGAUCAACACCGAAGUCAGGAGCUUCGGCCCCGUGUCAAGAAACGGCUUCUACCUGGCUUUCCAGGACUACGGUGGCUGUAUGUCCCUCAUCGCCGUUCGUGUCUUUUACCGGAAGUGCCCUCGUAUCAUCACGAACGGGGCGUUGUUCCAGGAGACACUCUCAGGAGCAGAGAGCACCUCCCUGGUGGCCGCAAGAGGUGUCUGCAUCCCUAACGCAGAGGAGGUGGAUGUGCCCAUUAAGUUGUACUGCAAUGGAGACGGAGAGUGGAUGGUACCCAUCGGACGCUGCAUGUGCAAAGCUGGGAACGAGGCUGUGGAGAACGGGACUGUUUGUCGAGCCUGUGCAUCUGGCUCUUUCAAGCCGACUCAAGGAGAUGAAGCCUGUAUGCAGUGUCCAAUCAACAGCCGUACCACCAGCGAAGGCGCCAUUAACUGUGUUUGCCGCAACGGAUACUACCGAACCGACUCAGAUCCUCUCCAGAUGCCUUGCACAACCGUCCCUUCAGCUCCACAGACUGUCAUCUCCAGCGUGAAUGAAACCUCUGUCAUGCUGGAGUGGAUGCCUCCUCGGGAUUCGGGGGGCCGCGAGGACGUGGUCUUCAACAUCAUCUGCAAAAGCUGUGGUGGAGGCCGGGGAGGCUGCACUCGCUGCGGGGACAACGUUCAGUUUUUGCCCCGUCAGCUGGGCCUGACGGAGUCCCGGGUCUACAUCAGUGACCUGUUGGCCCACACGCAGUACACGUUCGAGGUGCAGGCUGUCAACGGGGUGUCAGAUCAGAGCCCCUACUCCCCUCAGUACGCCUCAGUCAACAUUACCACUAACCAGGCUGCUCCAUCUACGGUGUCUAUAAUGCACCAAGUCAGUCGCACUGUGGACAGCAUCACCCUCUCCUGGUCCCAGCCUGACCAGCCUAAUGGAGUCAUCCUGGACUACGAGCUACAGUAUUAUGAAAAGGACCAAUCAGAAUAUAACUCCAGCACCGUCAGGAGCCAGACCAACACAGUGGUCAUCCGUGGACUCAAGCCAGGAAGCAUCUACGUGUUCCAGGUCCGGGCCCGCACCGUGGCUGGGUUUGGACGCUACAGUGGCAAACUGUACUUCCAGACCAUGACUGAGGAGGAAUACAACACCAGUAUUCAGGAAAAGCUACCACUCAUCAUUGGCUCGGCAGCCGCAGGCUUGGUCUUUCUCAUCGCUGUGGUCGUCAUCAUCAUCGUGUGUAACCGGAGGCGUGGCUUUGACAGGGCCGAUUCAGAAUACACAGACAAACUGCAGCACUACACCAGCGGCCACAUGACUCCAGGAAUGAAGAUUUAUAUUGAUCCGUUCACAUAUGAGGACCCCAACGAGGCUGUGAGGGAGUUUGCCAAGGAGAUUGAUAUAUCCUGUGUGAAGAUUGAACAGGUCAUUGGUGCAGGAGAGUUUGGCGAGGUGUGCAGCGGCAACCUAAAGCUCCCUGGCAAAAGGGAGAUGUUUGUGGCCAUAAAGACUCUGAAGUCUGGCUACACUGAGAAGCAAAGGCGGGACUUCCUCAGCGAGGCCAGUAUCAUGGGGCAGUUCGACCACCCUAAUGUCAUUCACCUGGAGGGCGUGGUCACCAAGAGCAGUCCUGUUAUGAUCAUCACCGAGUUCAUGGAGAACGGAUCUCUGGACUCCUUCCUCAGACAAAACGACGGGCAGUUCACUGUCAUCCAGCUCGUUGGUAUGCUACGCGGCAUCGCCUCAGGCAUGAAAUACCUUGCUGACAUGAACUACGUGCACCGCGACCUCGCUGCCCGUAACAUCCUGGUCAACAGCAACCUCGUGUGCAAGGUGUCGGACUUUGGCCUCUCGCGCUUCCUGGAGGACGAUACGUCAGACCCUACCUACACAAGCGCUCUGGGAGGGAAGAUUCCUAUCCGAUGGACUGCACCAGAAGCUAUCCAGUACAGGAAGUUCACCUCUGCUAGUGAUGUGUGGAGCUACGGGAUCGUCAUGUGGGAAGUCAUGUCCUAUGGAGAGAGGCCGUACUGGGACAUGACCAAUCAAGAUGUCAUCAAUGCCAUAGAGCAGGACUACCGGCUGCCCCCACCUAUGGACUGCCCCAGCGCGCUCCACCAGCUCAUGUUGGACUGCUGGCAGAAGGACCGCAACAACCGGCCCAAGUUCAGUCAGAUCGUCAACAACCUCGACAAGAUGAUCCGCAAUCCCAACACGUUGAAGGCCAUGACCCCGUUAUCUUCAGGUGUUCAUCUCCCUCUCCUGGACCGCAGCAUCCCAGAUUUCUCCAGUUUCAGCACUGUGGACGAGUGGCUGGAUGCCAUCAAGAUGGGACAGUACAAAGACAAUUUCGCCAAUGCUGACUUUUCUACGUUUGAUGUGGUGUCCCAGAUGACCAUGGAGGACAUCCUGAGGGUUGGUGUGACGUUAGCAGGCCAUCAAAAGAAGAUCCUGAACAGCGUCCAGAUGAUGCGGGCGCAGAUGAACCAGAUCCAGUCGGUGGAGGUUUGACCCUGCCGAGCGGAGCAGAGGGGGAAUAAAAAAGGCGGUUGGGAUGCAGGGCUCUGGGUGUCGAGGAUGGAGUGGAUGGUUUUUUUUCGCGUUACAGUGUGUCUGGUCUUCCCGCCGGACUACCAUUCAUCCCCCCCGUUCCCCUCUCCACUUCCCUCUCUCCUCCUCUCAUCCCCUCACCCUGACUCUCCCUCCAUCCCUGGGAUCAGCUGUGGAGAGUCGUGGAAAACAAAACAAAAAAAAAAAAGUCAGUGCGGUCAGAGGGGCGUCUGAGGGCCCGCAGCCGACCCACCUUUGGAGCUAGAAACACGGGAGGUUAGAAGUGACCAGCAACACGUUUUUUCAAUCUUCCACCAAUUUUCAUUUGAUGUUGAACAUUUUAUUUUAUUUUAUUUUUUUGGUUUUGUUUGUUCUGAUAAUUUUGUAAAGAAUUUUUUAAAGAAAAAAAAAUGAAAAACUGAAGAAAAGGCAAGGAGUUUAUCUAAAUUUAUAGAUGAUAUAAGGUUGUACGCUAGACGAACUGAGUAGGAAAGCUACCCUUUAAAAGGGCAAAACAAAAAUAAAGGAAACAAAGGAAGAGUUGAGGAGACGAGCCCAUCCUCAACACAGUGUGGAUAUUGUCUUUGCCAUUGUUAAUUUUUGGACAUCAUGAGGAAACACAGAAUUCUCUGUGGGCCUCUGAAAGGCAAACUGCAGAGGAGCCUGAUGGACCUGACGUGCUCCCAGCUGUUUCCCCAGGAGAGAAAAUACAUCUAAAAAAAAAACAAACCAUGAAAUGGACAAGUUUUGGCAUAGACUGAUGUCAAAAAUGCAUUCGUUCAGACUGACAACUCACCGAGUGAAAUCGACGCUCGAGAAAAAGAAAAAAAAAAAACAAAAACAUUUUUUCUCAUUGCAAGUAAUUUUUCUAUAUUGUGUGAAAUUUUGUGAUGAAGAUUCCGUCUCACCAUGCUUCCUCUCACUUUAGGCAAAAAUGACGAGUUUGUUUAUUAUUUUUUUUCACAGUGAAAUACUCACAGCUUGCCAAAUAGAACUCUUCUCCCCCCCCCCAACCUCGUUUUUGCACCCCCCAGUCAUGAUCCUGUACUGUACAUAUCAGAUGCACUAGACCUGCCGCAACAGUUGUGACCGAUCAGUUCAGGAGCAGAAAGACUGACCGGCCGCACGGAGGAUUCAACUUCGGUUUUCUUUUCUUAUUCUGUGAAAAAAAAAGAAAAAAAUAAUAGCUUGUUAAAAACUUUCCUCUAUAGAUUCACAUGAAAAGAAACAGGUUCUACUGUUUACA
Acanthopagrus latus (yellowfin seabream) is the source of this 4490-nucleotide messenger RNA. RefSeq names its product eph receptor B2b (gene ephb2b). The record is from RefSeq and is a predicted model, not a curated record. NCBI's taxonomy places the organism in Eukaryota, Metazoa, Chordata, Actinopteri, Spariformes, Sparidae. The transcript has 17 exons. Bases 296 to 3205 code for a protein of 969 amino acids. Gene Ontology annotation, molecular function: ATP binding; protein binding; transmembrane-ephrin receptor activity. Gene Ontology annotation, biological process: cell surface receptor protein tyrosine kinase signaling pathway; central nervous system projection neuron axonogenesis; axon guidance. Gene Ontology annotation, cellular component: plasma membrane; neuron projection.